Pieris rapae (cabbage white) is the source of this 473-nucleotide messenger RNA. RefSeq lists its product as uncharacterized. NCBI's taxonomy places the organism in Eukaryota, Metazoa, Arthropoda, Insecta, Lepidoptera, Pieridae. Bases 82 to 423 code for a protein of 113 amino acids. The record is from RefSeq and is a predicted model, not a curated record. The transcript is spliced from 2 exons.
GUCGCGUGUGAUAAUAUUCUGUACUUAAGCGAACCGCAUUUAUUUUGCAAUUAUUUAUUUAUUGCUCUUACAUUCAGUAUCAUGUCUACGGGAAUUUUUAUCUGCUUAACAGUUUUAGUUAUACAAAACGUAACAGCUCAAUUUAGAGUCCCAGAACUAACACCACAGACAAUACCAACAUUACAGAAUCAAAAAUUACAAAAUCAUUGGUCAUUGGGGUCUCUAUCAUCUCUUACACCUAGAAUGAAGUUAGUGUCGCAACGUCAUCAGUAUAUCAUAAAAAAACCCCAAAAGAAAAUUAAUAAGCGCCAGUUAAUGGCUGAAUUAUUCAAGCAAUCGGCCAUUAAAAAUAUACAAGAUGCUGCUAGUAUUUGUAAUAGACAAAAGAAAUCGAUUCAUUUAAAUAAUGUCGCUGUAGUUUAAAAAUAUGUAUUUACUAACUUAUUUAUUGAAAUAAAUUUAAUAAUCUAAUU